Messenger RNA from Spirometra erinaceieuropaei, 294 nucleotides. NCBI's taxonomy places the organism in Eukaryota, Metazoa, Platyhelminthes, Cestoda, Diphyllobothriidea, Diphyllobothriidae. The record is from the annotation of a GenBank genome assembly.
AUGGCAGACGCCACAGUGACAGACGUUCAGGCAGUGGGGGAGGAGGAAGAGGAGGAUGAAGAGGAGGAGGAGGAAGAGGAGGAGGAAGAGGAGGAGGAGCAGGAGGAGGAGGAGGAGGAGGAGGAGAAGAAGAAGAAGGAGGAUAGAAGUGGUAGUGGAGGGCGAUUAGAGUUAGUUGACGGCGUAGGAGGCGAGGGAGAGGUGGAUGGAGAGACCACGGUUGGUGCAGUCCGAGUGCUGCAGUUGGUCCGAAGGUAUCCAACAAGUUCAGUUGACACCCGAAUUGUCCGAUGA